AUGGCUAAAUAUUACUUUGUAUUUGGUGAAGGCAGUAAAAUAAAUCAAAUAAUAUGUGCAGUUUUAAUAAACCUGCCUUUAUUUGCGUACGGCGCAAGCAUCGGAUGGUUGUCACCGAUGACUCUUCUACUUCAAUCUAAAGAUUCUCCGACUGGUAGACCUCUAACAGAUACAGAAAUAUCAUGGAUGGCAUCAGCGGCGUACUUAAUAUGCUGUCCUGCCGAUUUUCUUAUGGCAUUUAUGGGAGAUAGGAUUGGAAGGAAAUAUACAUUAUUAUUUAUAACAUCUACUCUGGUCGGCUGUUGGAUAAUAAAAUUGGCAUCGUAUGAGGUGCCAGCAUUUAUAGCAGCUAGAGCUUUAGUCGGUUUGAAUAUGGCUGGAUGUUUUGUCAUCUGCCCAAUAUAUACUAAGGAGAUCAGCCAGGAUUCUAUAAGAGGAUUUUUAGGAACAAUGUUAGUAUUAUUCCAAACUACCGGCAAUCUCUUUGGGUAUGUCAUGGGAGAUCUGUUAACCUAUAACACGUUCUUAUGGGUUUGCCUAGCAUUGCCCACGCUGCAUCUGAUUCUUUUUAUGAUGAUGCCGGAGUCGCCAUCUUUUUUACUGAAGCAGGGAAAUGUAGAGGAAGCCACUAGAGUCUUGGCUUGGCUUCGAUGCAGAACUGAAGAUGAUGUGGUGAUCAAGAAUGAGCUACAGAUCAUGAAGAAGGAACAAGAAAAAGAUAGUGAAGGAAGCAAAUUUCUACUUAAGAAUAUCUUAUCAGAUAGAAUAUUACGACGGGCAUUCAUCAUUGCAAUGGUCGUAACGUUGGCAAGGGAGGUAUGUGGUGCAAUCCCGGUACUCAGUUUCGCUGGUGAUAUAUUUUCAAUGGCUUCUAAAGGAUCAAGUUUGGUGCUUUCACCAAAUCAACAAGCUAUGAUGCUUGGAGCGGUACAAGUAGCUGGAUCGGCGUUAGCGUCCAGUGUUGUUGAAAAGGCAGGGCGGAAAAUGCUCUUGUUCAUAACUUCUUUGAUCUCCGGAUUGAGCAUGUGUGGUCUGGCUUCGUGGUUCUUGGUCAAAAAUUUGGGAUAUUACGCUCCAGCAUGGAUUCCUGUCGUCACAUUAUGCGUUUCCAUCUUCUGUGAUGCCUCUGGUCUACAGCCGGUUUCUAUGGUGCUGACCGGUGAAAUUGUAUCAUUUAAGUAUCGUGGCACUGUGAUGGCUAUCACCAUGGCAGCAGCGUCAUUCUCAGCUUUCUUACAAAUGCUAUUCUUCAAACCAUUGGCGACAGCAAUUGGAGUACACGUAGCCUUUUACUUCUUCUUUGGAAUUUGCGUGACAGCAGCAAUAUACGUAUUGAUAUUUAUACCAGAAACAAGAAAUAAAACAUUGGAUCAAAUCUACGAGGCGUUAAAGAUAAAGAAAGAGAAAAUAAAAGAGAAGCAAUUGACCAAAUCGGAGGAUUGUUAG
This is a messenger RNA of Diatraea saccharalis (sugarcane borer), 1446 nucleotides long. Lineage: Eukaryota; Metazoa; Arthropoda; Insecta; Lepidoptera; Crambidae. The record is from the annotation of a GenBank genome assembly.